AUGAAACUGCGUUCACAUGAAAUUCUUUCGACGCGCAUCAAUACGAAAUCGAUACCAAACAAACCAUCAUCACGUUUGAGGAAAUUAUUCCAUGGAAAAAAUCUCUUCAAGAAGAAAAUUCCUCCCGCAUCAUCAUCAUCAUCAACUGGAGCAACAACACCACUGUCGACUGGUUUACUUCACGGAAUUCCUGAUUAUGUCCGAAAAAGUUUUCUUCGUUAUUUGCUCGAGUCUCCAACUUCUUCUUCUUCAUCUUCGUCGAUUAUGCAGCAAAACUCUCCAUCACGAAACGUUCGACCACCAUUAAUGGGCAUUCAAGCAUUGAAAAAUAAAAAACAACAGCAUCGUCAUCAUCAGACGAAACGUUCGUUACGCACAAAAGCUCAACCUGUGCUUGACAAUAACCAACCGUUCGAAGAUUAUCCCGCACAGAACAAUUAUGACAUGACAAUUUUGCACAUGAAUUUCGAUGACGAAAGUGAUGAGAGUUCAAUAUUUGCCACGAAAUCAAGUACACAUCAGAAGAAACCAAUUCCCCAAUGGGCGAGAAAAAAUGAACUUCAAAUUGCUAUGUGUAAUCAAAUUUAUUUUCAUCGUAAUCCAAGUGAAAUCUUCGGAAAUACAAUUGACUGUUCUCCAGCACAUCUACGAACGAUUCUUCAUUCCAUGCUACCGAACGUUCAACUGCUAGAUGAUGAUCUUCCGCGUCCGACGAAUCCGAUACCUAUUAAUAGUAACAAAUCGAUAUUGGUCUAG
Messenger RNA from Adineta ricciae, 756 nucleotides. The record is from the annotation of a GenBank genome assembly. Lineage: Eukaryota; Metazoa; Rotifera; Eurotatoria; Adinetida; Adinetidae.